Messenger RNA from Ceraceosorus guamensis, 2270 nucleotides. RefSeq lists its product as hypothetical. The record is from RefSeq and is a predicted model, not a curated record. The coding region runs from base 426 to 2141 and encodes 571 amino acids. The transcript has 3 exons. Gene Ontology annotation, molecular function: RNA binding. NCBI's taxonomy places the organism in Eukaryota, Fungi, Basidiomycota, Exobasidiomycetes, Ceraceosorales, Ceraceosoraceae.
CGUUCGUGGCUUGCAUUCCCAGGCUUCAAGACAGGAGAAGAGUGAUGAGCCUCUGUUGCACCUUACAGCGCCCGGUAUCAUAUGGUCGUCGUCACCGAUGAGCUCGACCAAGCCCGUGCGGCGGCGCCAAGUCAAUAUGCAUAACAAGCUAUGGAAGGCCGGUCCUGGACCGAAAUGAAGGGCACGCGUUCCCUUUUGUGCACUUUGAGGCUUCUGUCAGAAAGGAAUUUCCGGAUCGCCACGAGUGUGUGUGUGUGGUCCAGGACGUGCCGUGGUGGAGUAAAGAGCUGACCGCGCGCAAGCUUACGAAAGGUCGGACGAGACUUGAUCCCUUUUUUCCCCAUCGCACAUCAUCCCGCGAGAAAAAAGCUCGUCUAACACUGUGCUAGAGAGGCGUUCAAGCAAGUCGCAAUCCAUUUGCAGUGAUGCCUUGCUACAAAAGGCUCAUCCAGGUGCACGCUUUCGGGACUAGCAGAGCUCGCAAGGGUGGCGAAGCUGCGCGCAACUUCGAUCUUGCAAGGAUGGACAGUCUGCCAGAGACGGAUCAAGUAUGCUUGGGGAACAACAUGGCCUAUUUCCAUGCGGUAUACGUUCGAGGACCUCAUCACGUCAUCCACGAAGCGACACUUCGAGAGUGGUUCAGCUCGAUCGGUACCGUCGUCGAGAUGCGCUUUCCAAAGAGUUGCCGCCAACAUCCCUACCUAGCGUACUGCUUUGUGACAUUCGCAAACGCGGAGGAAGCGCAGCGAGCCAUCGCAAGAUAUCACCAGAGCCCAGUGCGGGGCGGCGGUAGGCUGAACGUGAAGCCUGACAGGUCAGACCGUAAAGCACUCGAGCUGAGCCUGCGGAUCCUCGAUGGAGCCGAGCAGCACGUACACCGCGCGGUCCUCGAGCAGCACCGCGGCUGUAUCUUCCAGACUGAGGUCGAAGCGGUCGAAGUUGAGGCGGUCAUCAUCGCCAUCGAAGCGAGGCAGCUGCUGAGAUCGUAUCCCAAGAUCGCCCGUCUGGUCGUAACGAUCACGAAAAAGGGUGACAAGAGCUUUCGCCGAUCCGUUCUUCGUGAGGAUCUGCUCCAAGAGCCUUGUUCCUUGACCGUGCCCCUCGACGGACAGCAGGACGAAAUCAUCAAUGUAAUUGUGGAGCCUCGCUACUACGAAGCACGGCCUGGGGUAGAGGUCUCUCCAUUGCCUCCUCUGAUCGGCUUCGUGCUCCAUAUUCGGGAUGGAAUGGUCCGCACCGCAAAAAGCAGAAGGCUGCCCGAGCCCAAGCCAGCUGUGCAAGCCGACUCUCCGACCCAUCGAGACUUGCCGGCCAUUGCUUUGCGCGAGGAGAGGAAUUCUGCACCGGUCGAGAAUGCCGACCGAUCAAAUCCCUCGCAGUCAAUCUCACGGAGGCUAGCCGCCGCUAUUCCCAGCUCUGCAGACACCCGCGUCCCUUUCGUGGACCGCAUUAGCGAUAAGCGCGCAAGAGAGCCAGAAAUUCGACACAGCGACGAGGAUUGGUGCAGUCAAAAGCCCGGGAGGGAAGCUAGAUGGACUGAGCGCGAGGAUGCAGAUCCGCGUGAAGGAGACUCUGCGCGGAAGCGCAUGCGACACUUGCCAGUCGAAGACGCUCCAAGUCCGCACGGCUACCGACGCAGUGCGACUGUCGAAGAGAAGUGGGACCCGAGCAAUGAGCCAGGAAUCGCUCCUUCUUCAACGUAUAGUCGCGCAUACGAGCCACCGUCUCUGCCGUUUGUAGGGGAGAUGCACAGCCGCAACACGUCAGAGCCGCGGUCUGCAGGUCCGCUUGAUCCGCAAAAGACGCUGAUGGACAAAGAGGCUUUGCAAGCAGAGAAUGAGCGGCUGCGAGAGCAGAUCGCGUUGGCAAAACUGAAACGAGAGCAAGAAGGGUUACUGCUACAAUUGGAGAGAGAGCGCGAGCUAGCAAAGAUUGCGAGCUCCACUACAAACCGUCAGACGAUCCCUACACCCCUGUCCACUCCCAAACGGGGCUCGCAGUCUCAAGAUCGACCUACUACUGGACGACAUUCGCUAGUCUCACCUGCUCUCAGCUCUUCGCAACAGUCACUGGCUGCUAGAAGAUAUGAUAGCAGAACUCAAGCGCCGAGCAAGAGCCCAAGAACUCCAGAAUUUAGGUGACGAGCGACGUAGUAGUGGUGGUGGUAGUGCUGUUCUUGGGGAGUUUUGAUAGGAUGCAAUUCCCCGGAAACGCGAUGCCCUGCUGUGAAUGCGCGAACCCAUCUCAAGAAAUGCCAUACUGUGCAGAAG